AUGGGGAUCUACCUAUUCUGCUUGUGUGUUAAUUCCCCCCAGUUAGCGGGCAGCAUACUUGGAUCAACAUCAUCAUCACCACCUCCUCCUCCACAAUCACCUGGGCCCGUUAUAGCCCGCCUGUUCGAAAAAUCCCUAUAUGACCUCAUUCGAGGCAUGCGCAACCACAAGGGCAGCGAGAAGGAGUACAUCAACGACUCUAUAAAAGAAUGCCGCAAGGAAAUCCGCUCCAACGACAUGGAUCUCAAGUCGACCGCACUCAUGAAGCUCACAUACCUCGAGAUGUUUGGCCACGAUAUGUCCUGGGCUUCUUUCAACGUCCUCGAAGUCAUGUCCUCGCAGAAAUACAGGCACAAGCGCACCGGGUACCUCUCCGCGGUACAGAGCUUUCGACGCGACACCGAAGUCUUGAUGCUUGCCGAAAACCAGCUCAAGAAGGACAUUUCGAGCCCCACACCCACAGUCAUUUCGCUACCUCUUAUUGCCAUCCCCCACGUCAUCAACCCGAGCAUGGCAAACUCGGUGCUCUCGGAUCUGCUGCCCAGACUGACGCAUUCCCAUGCCGCGAUCCGGAAGAAGACCGUGGCCACUUUAUACCGACUGGCCCUUGUAUACCCCGAAACCUUGCGCCCCGCCUGGCCUAAGAUCAGGGAAAGGCUGCAGGACGAGCAUGAGAAUCCAAGUGUCACCGCCGCCAUCGUGAAUGUUGUAUGCGAGCUGGGGUGGAGAAGGCCGCAAGACUUUCUGCCUCUUGCGCCGCGACUCUUCGAGUUGCUCGUAGAAGGAGGCAACAACUGGAUGGCUAUUAAACUGAUUAAACUUUUCGCUACCCUAACGCCCAUCGAGCCGAGAUUAAUUAAGAAGCUUCUUCCGCCGUUGACUAAGAUUAUUCGAGAAACAGGGGCAAUGUCUUUAUUGUACGAGUGCAUCAACGGGAUCAUUCAGGGGGGUAUUCUCGAGGCAGUCGAAGGUACCACAGAAGGAGAAGAAGUAGCCCGGCUGUGUGUCGGCAAACUCAGGGGCAUGAUGGUCAUUGAGGGCGACGCCAACUUGAAAUAUGUGGCUUUGCUCGCCUUUGAUAAGAUCGUCCGCUCCCAUCCGUAUUUGGUCUCGCAACAGCAAGACGUCAUCUUGGAGUGCAUCGAUGAUCCUGACAUCUCCAUACGAAUGCGUGCCCUUGAUCUAGUAGUCGGUAUGGUCAACAGCGAGAACCUAAAUGCCAUUGUCGGCCGUCUCAUGCGUCAACUGCGGAAUGCGCCCAUAGCUUCUGCUGCCGAUGAUCCCAACAACGAUAGGGGACGCAAUACCGGCGUGAUCCCGUACGCCGAUGAGGAAGAUUCGGACGCUGAAGAGUCGCUCCGGCCACACGAACAGACCUCAAAUCAGCCGCCACCGCUGCCAGAGGACUACCGUGUGAGCGUCAUCAAGAGGAUCUUGGAAAUGUGCUCGCGUGACACAUACAGCAACAUCACUGACUUUGAAUGGUACAUUGACGUUUUGAUUCAGCUGGUCCGUGUUUCUCCUGCCAUCAAUGCCACCCUCACAACAGACGAGGACGAGACCGAGAGUACAGAUGAUGUAGGCUCUAGCAUCGGACGAGAACUGCAGAAUGUGGCAGUCAGGGUAAAAAGCUUAAGAUCAGAGGCAGUCGAAGCCGCUCAAUCACUGGUGUUUGUCGAUCGACGGGACCAAAUGUUUCCCUCCUCUGGCAACGGUGGUCUCGGUGUGCUCGAAUACGCCGGAUGGCUGGUUGGCGAGUAUGCCAACUAUCUCACCCAACCAGAGCCUGUGUUGAACUCGAUAUUACAUUCGUCCACCGUCCAACUGCCUUCAAAAACCCUUGCAGUCUAUCUCCAAGCGCUACCCAAGGUCUUUGCUUCGCUCGCAAGCAACGACCAGCUGUCGUGGACCCCCGAACGCCAAACGCUCAUGUCUCUUCUCAUGGCUCGUAUCAUCCACUUCCUCGAACCCCUAUCUACUCAUCCAAGCCUAGAAGUACAAGAACGUGCAGUCGAAUACCUCGAACUCAUGCGUUUAGCCUCGGAAGCGGCUUCUGGAACAACAACAGGUCCUGAACAUGGCGACUUCACCGACCCGCCACUUCUCCUUACCCAAGCCAUCCCCGCGCUCUUCAUCGGCGCAGAAAUUAAUCCCGUAGCAGCGGGCGCGCAGCACAAAGUCCCUCUACCCUCGGACCUCGACCUCGACACCCCAAUCAACCCCAACCUUCAAUACCUUCUCUCGCAAGCCGACCUCGAAGGUUUCGCGACCGAUGACGACGACGACGUCUACGCCGCCUACACUGAACCCCUAACCUCAUCCACCACCGCCGCAGAAACAACCAACAUCUCCGCAUCAGACCGUCUAGACGCGCCACACAAAGAACCAACAUCCUACCAAAACGCCGCCGAAGAAGAAUACCUCGACCCAGAUAUCCUAGCCCGCCGCAAAGCCGAGCGCAAAGAGCGCUACAAAGACGACCCCUUCUACAUCGACCCGGACGGCGCCGACAAAUCCGCCAGCGGAUCUGGUGCUGUAACACCCUUGAGUCGCAUCGUGCGCGAAAACAAUAGUACUGCCGACGUCGACAUCGACUCCAUCCCUAUCAUGGACCUACACCUCGACUCCUCAAGCGCCGCGCGAAGCCGCAGCCCACGUCGCCAACCACAGCAACCCGCUGCCUCACGGCGGCGCGUCGAGAUCAUGGCCGACGAGACGCUAGGUGGUGCUUCUUCCGACCCCUCCGACUCGUCUUCGUCCCGUACGCCCGCACACCUCCUCCCUCCCUCAGGCAAAUCACGCAAACAGCUCCUCCAGGUCGAUUCCUCUGGUCUGGGAUCCCUGUCUCUCGUUGAUGACGAUGACGAGCAGAGCACCCGUCUCCCGCGACAUAUCACGCGCGCCGAGCAAGAGCGCCGCGAGAUGGAGGAGGCGGAGAUGAAGCGAGCGCUUGCGGAGGUGGAGCGGAAGAGACUAGAGAUGCAGCGCGCGAGCGAGAGGAUCGAAGCUGUUGGCGGUGAAGUCGUGGUCAGUCGGAAGAAGAAGAAGAAGAAAGUUGCUGCUGCUCCCAAGAUGGCUGGUGAUGUCGGUCCCUCUGCUGCUGCAGAGGCAGAGGACAACAACGGCGAGGAAGCCGUCGUCAAGAAAAAGAAGAAGAAGAAGAUCAAGAAGGACGACAACGGUGACGGUGAAAAUCAGAGAGAUGACGAUCAAGGACAUGCAGGCGAGGAAGCGCCUGAGACUGCGCCGGUUAAGAAGAAGAAAAAGAAGAGGAGAGUUGUUGGGUUGGAUGAUUGA
Messenger RNA from Periconia digitata, 3297 nucleotides. Lineage: Eukaryota; Fungi; Ascomycota; Dothideomycetes; Pleosporales; Periconiaceae. The record is from the annotation of a GenBank genome assembly.